This is a messenger RNA of Vitis riparia (riverbank grape), 1826 nucleotides long. RefSeq lists its product as uncharacterized. Lineage: Eukaryota; Viridiplantae; Streptophyta; Magnoliopsida; Vitales; Vitaceae. Bases 194 to 1174 code for a protein of 326 amino acids. The transcript is spliced from 2 exons. The record is from RefSeq and is a predicted model, not a curated record.
CACCCACCCACCAGCCCUAAUCAUCCUAAUAUUCCUCUUCUCUAUUAUUACUCUCUUAUACUCAUUAAUUAUUCAUUAAUCAUCAUCUCUAGGCUCAUGAUCAGUAACUAAUCUUAUAUUAUAUUGAUUCAUAUCAUCUCUUAGUAUAAAAGUAUGGUACCAUUGGUCUGAUCAUUAGUUUGGUUCAGAUCAUAUGGACACCUCCAAUUCUCAAGAUGGGUACUACUCAGACAUGGAUGAGAGCUUCUCCUUCACCUGCUGUGAUUUCAGUGAUGAUGAAGGCGACGACAAAGACGAUGACGAAUCCUAUAUUGAAAUCGCGCUCGAGCCCUUGCCUACUCAGGACGACGAUGAUUUGAAGCUUCGUGUCUCGUUUUCCUCCUCUAGGGUUCCCUUGAAAGAAUUAUUCGUGGAUCAAGUACCAACCCACCAAGUACUCCUAUCUUCUGAUGCUUCAUCAUCAUCAUCAUUGUCAUCAUCCUCAUCGUCUAAAUCUCGAGGGUCUGAGCUGAUUACUUCAGGCCUUUCGGGUACUAAUUCCAAAAGUAAUAAUAGGACGAGGAGGGUGCAAUUUUCGGCCAUCAAUCGAGUACUCAACGCCUUUGUGUCGAGUAGUAGGGUACCAUCAUCAGAGGAAACCGACCGGAUUGAUGAAAACCGGCGACUGGCCAGCUCGGAGAGCAGGAAAGCAUCUAAGGUCACAACCGCCAUAAACGGCAGCAUCACAAAGAUCUUGAUCAAGUUUCGCUCCAUCAAAAUCAGACCAAUGCUCACAUCAUUUGUGAAACCCCGUCAAGUCAAAGGCAAUAAGGUAAAAUCACAAGAGAUGAGUAGUACUAUCUGGAGUCAUCGGAAGCUGAUCAAGCCAUUGGAUAACCGGACAGUAGGAGAGGGCCGGGGAGAUUGCAGAAGAAAAAAAACCAAAACCUCGGCGGCGAUGGAUAUAAACAUGGAGGCCAUUAGAGGGGUGUUGGAAGCAAUUAGUAGUAUGAGCAUUGGUGGGAGGAGCAAGCAGACGAAGACGAAGACGAAGAGCUGCCCGGGUUCGAUCAAGUGCUCGCCAAUUAAUGAGAGAGGAGUCGCAGAUCGGGAGAGUAGAGGUUACACCAGGGAGAACUCGGUCCAGGCUGCCAUUGCCCACUGCAAGAGAUCAUUUGGGCAAGCAGGAGUUUAGUUUUUGAAGUUAAUCAAUUCAGAAGUUGGGGUUGUUGUGUGUUCAUUUUCAAUUCAGAAGUUGAUCCAUUCAUUUUCCCGUGUUUCUUGUCCAGGAAAAACCUUUCAAGAAAAUUUCUAGGACUUAUUCAAUCCCCAAGCGCAAAUAACCUUAGGACAGAAGGCCUGUUGCCUGGCCAUUGUGGAAGAACAUUGGGUUGGGCCCCCAAGCUUGGUGCCCAGCCCAAAGAUUUGGGGUGUCCAACCCAAUUUUUAGUGGGUUGGGUUUGAAAUUUAGGGCAUUAGUGGCUAGGUAGGUGGAAAAGGCCUAUCUAGCCUUUAUAAUCUAAUAUCAUUACUUUGUAGCAUGAUCUUAUCAGUGCUUUGUCCAAAAGUGAGGCCAAUCACAACGUGUCAUGCACAUAAUUUGAUAUAAUUGCUUUGUAGAGAACUUGUAUUCCAUUACUUCUACCUUAGUCCUAGCGGUGUUUUGCCAAAAAGCAAGACCAAUCACGGCGUGUCAUGUAACCAAUUUGAUGUCAUUGUUUUGUACCCAACUUGUAUUCCAUUGCUUUGUACUUUGUUUAUUUAUACCUCGUCUCACUUGCUUAUAUUUUGGAUCAUAUAUUUGUAUCUUUAUCUAAUGAAUUAAAUUUCACCGUACGCUUUCAAUA